Penicillium longicatenatum is the source of this 1068-nucleotide messenger RNA. Its product is annotated as putative adenosine deaminase. The transcript is spliced from 4 exons. Gene Ontology annotation, biological process: adenosine catabolic process; inosine biosynthetic process. The record is from RefSeq and is a predicted model, not a curated record. Bases 1 to 1068 code for a protein of 355 amino acids. Gene Ontology annotation, molecular function: adenosine deaminase activity. NCBI's taxonomy places the organism in Eukaryota, Fungi, Ascomycota, Eurotiomycetes, Eurotiales, Aspergillaceae.
AUGGAAUCACCUAAACAGGUUAACGAUGGCUUUACGAAGGCUUUACCGAAGGUUGAGCUCCAUGCCCAUCUCAGCGGGAGUAUAAGCCGCCAGUGCCUGCAUGAGAUAUGGAAGAACAAGAAAUCAAGAGAUCCAAAUUUCCCAGUGGAGGAUCCAUUGGUAUUAAUGCCUCCAGGCAAAGUCGACUACACUCUACAAACCUUCUUCCAAGUAUUCUCCAAACUCAUCUAUCAACUAUGCAAUGACCUAGAAAGUCUAGCCUACGCCACCAACUCCGUCCUGGAAGAUUUCCAAAAUGACGGAGUCCGCUACCUAGAGCUCCGAACAAUCCCCCGCGCAUCCCCAAACACAAACAUCACACGAGAAGAGUACCUAACUACAGUCCUGGACACAAUAUCAACCUUCAAGGCCCGCACCAAAACCCAAAUGUCGGUCUUCCUGAUUCUAGCUCUCGACCGCGGAAACACGACCGCUACCCAAGCACAGGAAAUAAUCGACCUUGCUAUCGCCAACAAGCAGCGUGGGGUUGUAGGCGUCGACCUUUGCGGGAACCCGACGCAAGGCGACGUUACCAUUUACCGUGCCGCGUUUGCAAAGGCGAAGACCCAUGGGUUAGGUCUCACGCUGCACUUUGCCGAGACACCGGCCUCGGGCGUGCGAGAUGAAUUGGCGGUGUUGCUGUCGUUUCGGCCUGAUCGGCUGGGUCAUGUUAUUCAUGUUCCUGAUGAUAUUAAGGCGGUGAUUGUGAAGAGGAGGCUUGGGCUGGAGCUAUGCAUGUCUUGUAAUGUACAUGCAAAGUUGAUUGAUGGUGGAUUCUUGGAUCAUCAUUUCGGGUCAUGGAGGCAUGAGGAUUGCCCAAUUGCGUUGUGUACAGAUGAUGUGGGUUUCUUUUGCAGCCCUGUCUCAAAUGAGUAUCUGCUCGCGGCUCAGCAUUUCGGGCUUGAUCGUGCUGAGCUAGUCACAAUGUGCCGAAAGUCGGUUGAUAUGAUCUUUGGUGGGGAACAGGAGAAACAGAGACUGCGUGCAAUUCUUGACGAGUUCGCAGGAUCCAUGUUAAACAUGGAAUAA